This is a messenger RNA of Leptosia nina, 1302 nucleotides long. The record is from the annotation of a GenBank genome assembly. NCBI's taxonomy places the organism in Eukaryota, Metazoa, Arthropoda, Insecta, Lepidoptera, Pieridae.
AUGAAUUUAAAACUUUUAACAGCUAUAUUAAGAGUACGCUGUGGUUUGAGGUUGGAAGGAAAAUGCUGCAAUAAUUAUGAACUACCAGUAAGCGUUGUAAAACAAAUCGGCACCAAAGAAUCAUAUCAAUCUGAUACCGACGAUGAUGGUGCAGACAAAAAUGAUUCGUCUGACCAUAUUUUAUACAUAAUUAUUAUUUUUAAGAUGUUGAACUUAAGAAUAAUGCCAAGAACUACGGCGAUAUUGAAACGUGCAAUGUGUACGCAAGAACAAGAUGUCUUAUUUGAAAAUCUGAAUAACGCAGGAAUAAUCACAUUAAAUAGACCUAAAGCUUUAAAUUCUUUAAACACUUCUAUGGUUACGAAACUUCUUCGCCAACUGCAAGAAUGGGAAAACAAGAAAAGUCUUGUAAUCGUCAAAGGGGCCGGUGACAAAGCGUUCUGCGCUGGCGGAGAUGUAAAAUCCGCGAUAGAUAGAGUUGAAGGGCCACGAUUCUUCCAUAUUGAGUAUAAUGUCAAUUACUUGAUUGGGAAAUAUAAGGUCCCAUAUAUAGCUCUUAUGAACGGAGUGACAAUGGGAGGAGGCGUCGGAGUUUCGGUGCACGGUCGGUACAGAGUGGCCACUGAAAAAACAAUUGUAGCCAUGCCUGAGACUAAAAUUGGCUUGUUCCCUGACGUCGGAGGAUCCUACUUUCUCCCUAGACUACAAGUUAAUCUGGGAAUGUAUUUAGGUCUCACUGGUGAUAGAUUAAAAGGAAUAGAUGUGGUAAAGGCAGGUUUCGCCACCCACUUAGUGCCAAGCAAACGUCUCUAUGAACUAGAAAAAUUGUUGUCAAGAUGCACAAGUGAUAAUGAGGUACAACAACUGUUGAAUAAAUUCCAUGAGCCAGCAGAGGACUUCUCUUUGGCAGAUAACAUAAAGCAUAUUAAUUAUUGUUUUGCGGCUUCCACGGUAGAAGAAAUCAUAGAGAGACUCGAGAAAGUGAAUAAUGAAUGGUCAAUAAAGACUGUUAAGAUAAUAGGUCAGAUGUGUCCGGGUUCUUUGAAAAUAACUCUUCGAGCACUACAGCGAGGUGCUCAAUUAGACUUACCCCAGUGUUUAAAGAUGGAAUACCGACUCGCUUGUCGUGCCACAGAAAACCAUGACUUCCCUGAAGGUGUGCGGGCACUUCUGAUAGACAAAGACAACAUGCCAAAGUGGCAACACUCUUCUUUGGCGGACGUCGACGAAGAUUAUGUAGAGGGUUAUUUCAAAAAACUUCCACAUGAGAGAGAGCUACAAUUUUUUGAUGCCAAACUAUAA